UCUGAUCUGAGAGAGCGAAAAGCAACUUCCGGGGAAAUAAAAGCAUGGACGAUAACAGCAUUUGUAAAUAAUGAUUGCACUACAGUUCGUCUUGGUUGUUAGUUCAUGUAUUUCCACGCUGUUGACUAUUUUUUCCACAAAUGUGGUUACUCUUUGAUCUGGUGAUCUGUUGAUCUGUUAUAAUCAUGGCUUCUGGUAAUAGUGCGUCAAGACGAUUGCUGUGUAAGGACUUGCACGCCUACCUACGUUCUUUACCCGUAUCGGUGUUGGACAAACUGUACAAUCACCCUGCUACAUGUUUAGCCGUUUUUAGAAAUUUGCCAGAACUCAGUCGACUGUUCGUGAUGCGACUACUGUUUGUGGAACAGCCUGUUUCUCAAGCUGUAGUUGGGCAAUGGGUCAACAGAGGAGCAGAAGAACUACACCAGAUAACUUCACCCCUUACUGAACUGAGAGUAUGGCAUUUUCAGUCAUUGGCAGGUGGGAUGCCUGGGUGGAUUCUUAAUCCAGUGUUUAGAGAAAAUAUGAAGACUGCACUUCUAGGAGGUGGCCAACCGUGGACAGGCAGAUCCCCUUUAACUCCGGAUAAACAUGCGAGAGAUGUUGCAUUUCUCGACAAGUAUGCCUUGGAGCGGUGGGAGUGUGUGCUUCACUUCAUGGUUGGGUCAACAGAAGGAUCAGAUGGUGUCAACCGUGACAUCAUUGAUGUUCUUGUCAACAGUGGUCUUAUGGCAAAGGAAGAUGGUGAGGCAUUACCUAACAUCACACCUGAAGGUUUCCAGUUCCUCCUUUUGGACACAGGGUCGCAGGUGUGGUAUUUUCUGUUGGAGUACUUGAGAACAGUUGAGAGUCGGGGACUGGAUCUACUCACUUGCCUUCCCUUCCUCUUUCAGCUCAGUUUUUCAACACUCGGAAAGGAUUACUCUACUGAAGGAAUGCGUGAGCCUGAAUUGAGAUUUUUACAGCACCUAAGAGAAUUUGGUUUGGUGUACCAGCGAAAGCGCAAGUCUCAAAGGUACUAUCCAACAAGACUGGCUAUCAACGUGGCAUCUGGACUUAAGUCAGUGACCUCUGACACUCACAGGCCAGGGUUUCUGGUAGUUGAAACAAACUACCGCAUCUAUGCUUACACAGAUUCUCCCUUGCAGGUUGCACUGCUGGGUCUUUUUUGUGAACUUCUGUACAGAUUUCCAAAUAUGGUGGUUGCGAACCUUACUCGUGACAGUGUUAGAGCAGCGUUGGCAAGGGGCAUAACAGCAGAACAGAUUUUGAAUUACCUGCGAAGUCAUGCACAUCCAGAGAUGAUGAAGAAGAACCCUGUGAUACCACCAACCAUCAGUGAUCAGAUCAGACUUUGGGAACUGGAGCGUGCUCGUUUGACUUUCACAGAGGGCAUACUGUAUAACCAGUUUCUGUCACAGGCUGACUUUGAAAUGCUUCGUGAUUAUGCAAAGGAGAUGGAUGUGUUGGUAUGGGAGAUGCCAGAAAAGCGGGUUAUGGUUGUAACAAAGGAUGGACAUGAUGAUGUGAAACGCUUCUGGAAACGCCAGCGCCAGUCUUAAGUGCUGCAGUCUGUAAUAAAUAAGAAUGCUCAGAACAACAUGUCUUGAUCCAGUCCUCAGCAGCUACUGAUGUAGGGGUACAGUGUGGAAUGAAAAACCAGGACUGCCAGUCAUAUGUGGCCAACUUCAUACAAUUUCCAGCACUUUUACUGUACCUUGGCUGUUGGCAGCCACCAACACAUUAGCACCCUGAAAAUACAAAUGUGACAAUGGUAAAUCCAUGUGACAUUUAUAUUUAUGAAGUGAAAAACACUUAAGCCAUAUCUGUGAGAAAUUAGAAACAGAGGAUUGUGUUCAAACAGGUAAAAAACCUAGGAAAUACAACUUACAGGUUUCCAUGUCACAGCACUGACAAACUCACUGGAAUCAUCAUCUUUCCUCUCCUUUUCCUGCAGAACAAGGGAAAAAAAAUCACCAUAUACCCCAAAAUACGUUUGUUAAUGUGUGAUGAGCAGACUAAAGACCAUGGGUGGGGAACAUUUGGCCUACCAAGACAGCCAGAGAUCUAAUAGCAAUGUAGAUGUAUAUUGAAUUUCAAGGGAUAAAUGAAUGGGCAUUAGAUAGGAAACAUGAGUACAUGAUGUGACAGAUGUAUGCUUCUUGUCAGCUGCAUGUGUGUGACCUUCACAUCAAGCCUACAAUUGACAGGACUACUUUUGGUUUGAUGUCGGCUGUUGAUACAUUUAGUGUUCUUUAUUCAAUUAAAAAAAAAAUUAUCUUCACAAUUGCUGUGUUCUAUUUAGGCAUACAAGCAUCCACCAUUCAUUCUUUCAUGGAUUUCCAAAGGAUAAGCCAAUGAAAAAGCUUUGGCUAGUAAAAA
Messenger RNA from Pomacea canaliculata, 2382 nucleotides. Its product is annotated as general transcription factor IIH subunit 4-like. Gene Ontology annotation, molecular function: double-stranded DNA binding; ATPase activator activity. Gene Ontology annotation, biological process: nucleotide-excision repair. The transcript is spliced from 14 exons. The coding region runs from base 186 to 1562 and encodes 458 amino acids. Gene Ontology annotation, cellular component: transcription factor TFIIH holo complex; transcription factor TFIIH core complex. The record is from RefSeq and is a predicted model, not a curated record. NCBI's taxonomy places the organism in Eukaryota, Metazoa, Mollusca, Gastropoda, Architaenioglossa, Ampullariidae.